UGCGUGAGUGGAGGGAGGUGGCAUCAACGCUCUUCGAGUAUAUAUGCGAGAAGCAGAUCGGCUAUGGUACAGUUCACCAAGAGACAAUACAGAAAAGAGACUAGUUUCCAGAUACCUGAGGAGACCUGUUGAAUUUUCGCAAUCUAUAUUUUUUUAUCACCUGAGUUUUUUCGGACAGUGAAACAUUUCAGUGAUAAAGUGUGUGAGCUUUGGAGUUAUUUUUUUGGAGAUCGAAUUUUAUUUUGCAUCAGAGUUUGGAUAAGAGGCAUUAUGAGGAGCAUCAAGGAGUUGAGUUUUUCCACUGUUGUGAGUCUGAUUGUUCUUGUGGCACUCAUGCCGGAAUUCACAUACGCCAGACCUGCCGCAGUGACGAUGGGCCGCCACAAACGCACGUCGGAUCAACGACUCGCCGAGCUGGAGACGCUCAUAGCUCUAGAGAAUUUGCGCGGCAAAUUGGUGACGGUACCUGUUGGGUUCGGCAAGGUGGAUCCCGCGAAAAUAGGACGCAGGAGGCGAUCGAGCGUCGAGUUCGAUCUGCAGAGACUCCGUCGUUUCCUUCAGGUGCUCGGGAGUCAGUCCGAGUCCAACAGCGAGGAGAGCAGCGAGGAGAUAUUCCCUUCGUUACUGCAGAACGAAGACCAGCGUGAUGAAGAUCUCGGAAAUCAGCUGAUAUAACUUUAAUCAUACCUGCAAACAAAAACAUCCAUCCUCUGCGAUUGCCAAUAAUUCAAUUAAGGAUGAAGAAACAUUUGUGGAAAAUGAAGAAAAGGUCUUCGAUGCCCAACCAGUAUUAGCCGCCUGUUCAUCUCGCCGUUCACCAUCUUCAGUCUCACAUUUCAUUUCCGAGAUAAUUCCAUUCGUACGAUUACGGGAUUAUAGAUUAAUUUAAAUGUCCUCUCGGUGAAGCAAUAUUUUUGUAACUCUAUGUGUUCUUCAGUUAUCGCAGGUCUGUCUACUGCGUAGUAUUUUUUUUUCGUAACGCAAUCAACGUAUUUUUAGGUAUUUAUUCGGUUCGUACUGCUGAUUUAGUCUAGGUAGAAUUUUUCAAUUUAUUUAUUUGGCACUCAUCAUUGCUCGCAUUGCUCCACGCACGAAACAAUUUCAUAGAAAAACCCAGCGAUUUUAAUGAACAAUUCUAUUGAAUUUUCAUGGGAAUUCCUC
Messenger RNA from Diachasma alloeum, 1161 nucleotides. RefSeq lists its product as uncharacterized. The record is from RefSeq and is a predicted model, not a curated record. Bases 271 to 675 code for a protein of 134 amino acids. The transcript is spliced from 4 exons. NCBI's taxonomy places the organism in Eukaryota, Metazoa, Arthropoda, Insecta, Hymenoptera, Braconidae.